GGGGAAGUGUGUGGCAUCAGCCACAUGAUGGAGACAAAGUACUGCAGUACUGCGGCCUUCUUCUGAGCACGCUUGACUUAACAGGGGUCGCCUUGGCAACAUGUUUUACUGCUGGCAGCCUGAUAAAUGCAGCCCUGGCGCCUGUAAACUGGGAUAGCUGGACACAGUCACACAUCACUGCCAAGGACACAGCAACCCAGCAGGGCUUCAGCUUCAAACAUAAGAGGAGUUCAGCAUGGCUACGAAUCUGCAUGUGAAUGAGCUAAUGGAAGCAGCGAAGCCUCCUAACUGCGCAAGUGAGGACGGUCUCCCUAUGGUGUUGACUGAAACUGUUCAGGAACUUGAAGGUGUCCGAUACGGCAGAAAUCAUCCCAAUGCAACAGCAGAUGGGAGGAGAUCUUCAAGAGAAAAAACACAAAGAGGGAGGGAAGGAGGGAUGCUGAGGACAGCAGAAGAUGAGAAGGAGGAUGAAGAGCAGGAGGAGCAAGGUUGCAAAAGUAAGGGUCUGGGAGUGCUGAGGGAGCUGAGUGUUUUUCAUUCAGGCAAACUGAGAGAUUGGAAACAAGCUCUCAGAGAAUGUGCCGCCAUGCUCAACAGCACUCCACCAGGAGGUGGAGAUCAGCAGUGUCCAUCUGCAACAGAGAAUGCAGAGUGUAGGCCCCGUUCAGGCUCCUGCAGCGACAUUUUUCUGAGUGCUGGAGAGGACGUAGAGAAGAUAAUAGACAAAAUAGGCUCAAUCAUUCUCAAGCUGGACGCAGCAAUUCACCAGUUAUCUGUAGAUGAGGCCUCAAUUGCGGGUGAAGCACUUCAAGAAUCCAGAGAAACAGACGCUCCAGUGCAGCCCGAAGAUGUCAACAAUCACCCGAACUCCCCCGAUCGACUCGAGUCUGAUUUGGGGCACGAACAGGAGGUUGAGGUCGGAGCUGAUCGAAGCCCUACAAGGGCAUCACCAGAUACUGAACAAACAGCAGACUCCACAUUCAGCAGUAACUGCAACAAAGAGGAAGACACGGGGACAGAAUUGCAUGUCAAAGGUCAAGCAAGUGACUUUCUGGAGAAAUCCAUUCACUCUCAGACUGAGUUACUGGAUGAGACAGAAAAGGAUCGUGAGAGGAUCAAUGAUGAGGGCAAAGAGGAGAGAAGGAAUGAAUGGAUUACAGUAGGGCUCACUGGUCAGCUGGAGGGCAGCCAUUCUCAUGUGCCAGACGCUUGCUUUAUCAGAGCACCUGUUGGUGCAGCUGAAGUCCUGAGGUGUGAGGUGGCUGACACCCUGAGCUGCUUGAUGGUGACUGGCUCAGAGGAGCUGGUUAGUAGAGUGAUCCGGGUCAAAGUUGAAGAUGCCACAACUUUUCAUUUCCCCGCUAUUGUGGUUGUGCCUUUCCAAGCACGCCAUCGCGGCAACUACAGGGAUGUUGCUGUGAAGAUAAUAGAUGAGCAGAAGAGGGUCAGCUACAUCACUCCGGUAGCAACAGAGGCCGUGUAUGGAGGACAGAAGGGCUCGUUUGCAGAGGUGAAGGUGUACUCUGUGGGUCUGUUUGCAGUGGUUUCUUGUCUAAAAAAAGAAAAUUACACCAUUCCCAGGAGGGGGUUGUCACUGAAACUCCCCAUGGACCCCCGAAUCUGUCUGAACUACCUCCCAGGAUCCUUCACUGCACCUGUAAUAGCACAAACCAUGAUCCAGCCACUAGACGCCGUGCUUCUGGCUUCUGUCAAGUCCAGAAAUGAUGCCUAUCAUUCGGUGGUGUCUACCAGCCCGCUGCUCUACCUCACCCACCCGACCUCACAGCCCCUGAGAAGACCACUCACAGUCACGCUUCCAUGUCCCCCAAAUCCUGCGAAAAAGAGGAGCAUAAGGGGACAAGCAGAGAACCAAGACCCAGAAAGCUGGCCUGUCAGUGAUUCUCCUCCAUGGGAUUAUGCACUUUCCCACAGACUGAGAUUCGUGGAAGCCUCUAUGGAAUCUAAGGAAAUGUCCAACAAGUCACUGGUUGUUUUGGCCUCAAGGGACAAACAGUGGAUCAUCGUGGAUAAAGUCACCGUCAGGAGCCAGCAGAAGGGCCUGGUGUCCUUUGACCUGAUAGAGAACUUUGACAGACUGCUCGUAGUUCGUCUCCUCUCCCCGCCGCAGCCUUGUCACCUCACCUCCCUGGCAGAGGAGCUGGAGGAGUCGGUCGGCUGCCACGCCGUCACCGUCAUCCUCCAGCGAAGGCGAGAUGAGCCCCGCGCCGUCCUGGUGGCUGCCGUCCCCAGCAGAGACCUCAGCUGGGAACUGAACAGACUGCGAGCUCAGGGCUACAACGACCUCGUGGAGACCUCGUCAGAGAUCUCAAUGCGUGAAGGAGAUCAGCUUCUCGUGCGUUUCAGUGGCAACAUCACCUCCACUGUCAGUGUGGAAACCAACAAAAAUGAAGCCACACAUGAGCACAUCACCUUUCACAGCCAGAGGAAGAAUCGCCUCUUAGUGCAUCUGACUGAGGUGGACCCGUUUGGAAACUAUAGCUGUCCUCACUACAAGGGCACAGCCAUAUUUUAUAAGGUCACCAGAGGUCAGCUGGAGUGGCGAGAGGAUAAAGCUGUCCUUAAGGAUACGAAGCUUCUGGGAGAUCCCGUCUGUAGGCUGUCUCUGACUUUACCCAAGAAAGUGAGAAAUAUUACUCGCCCCGUUACAGCUCGGGUGAAGUUAUGCGAGGACUCAGAUUCCCUCUCAGACUCACUUCUUCUCUGGCUGUCCGGGGAGCUCUCAAAGGAGGAAACAGGCCUGCUGGUGCGCUCCCUGCGACUCCGCCGUAGUGCUGCUCAGCUGGUAAAGAUUCGAGCUGGGAGCAGCCUCUCUUCUCAGGCCUUCAGCAUCCUGGUUAUGUGGAGGAGAGGGCUGCCCGCCGUCCCAAGCCAACCCAAGGCCUCUCUGCUCGCUCGCUGCUUGGCCAAGAUUGGCAGGCCGGAUCUGGCCAGAGAAUUGCUGCUGAGACAGGCUGCAACCACCAGACAGAGCUCACAGAAUUAA
Molecule: messenger RNA, 3004 nt
Organism: Archocentrus centrarchus (flier cichlid)
Lineage: Eukaryota; Metazoa; Chordata; Actinopteri; Cichliformes; Cichlidae
Gene: dthd1
Product: death domain containing 1
Exons: 12
Coding region: 236-3004 (922 amino acids)
Biological process (GO): signal transduction
Molecular function (GO): protein binding
Source: RefSeq, a predicted model, not a curated record